ACAGGCACUUCCCAUCCAUAACUCUAGGCGGCCGUGCUGUGUGGCGAUGUAGCCUGCAGCAAGGCGCUGACUUCAUUACCUUAUAAACGCUAAUAUAAAAACCGGCCAAUAAUAUUGCCUGCGUUUAUACAAUACCUGCCUUGGCCACACGUAUGAAAAUACUGAUUGUGUUCGUAAAUUAUCGGCCUGGUGGCAACGAUAGACAUGGCUUUUGAAAGCUUGUUCUCCAGACCCCCAAACCCAGCCCUUGACAAAAACAUGACAGACUCAGAGCAUGCAGGGGAUGAAAGAGAGGAUGGUGAGCUAGAAGAUGGUGAAAUAGAUGAUGUGGGCAUUGAAGAAGAGCCGUCAAAAACAAAUGAAACAGAAGUUCCCGUUAUUGAAAAAUCGCACAGGAAGUCGAGAAAAAGACGAAAGAAAGAAAAGAGAAAACAAAAACGAAGCAGACGAGAUAAAAAGAAGCACGAUUUUCCAGCGAGUGAUAACAGCUCAGAAAACAGCUAUGAUUCAGAUACUGAUAAUGCAGAAAGGACACACAAAGAAUUUGAGUACAGGGAUUAUGACUCACAGUUUCCUCAGCAUGGACAGUUGCCAGGGAACUAUUCAACUUCACCAAAAGCACAACUCAACAAAAGAAGUAAGACUGACUUUGAUGACUAUACUAACUACAGUGAUGGCAACUUCAAUGAUGAAGAGCAGGAAGAUUUUAUUGACCAGUUGAAGCAGUACCAACAGGCAAAAGAGGAAUUAAAUGCCCCUGAUCUCCCUCAUAAGAAUCCACCCAUGAAAGCAAUACAGCAAGAAGGAAUUGUCAACUGGUACACAAGUAGUGAGGAAGACGAAGAAAGUGGUGUGAACUCAAUCUUAAAAACACUAAGAAAUCAAUCAAAGCUAAGAAAAAAAUCAACAGAACAGCCUGUUUCUGCAAAUGUUGAUCCAAGACUAACAAAAGAUAGGGUGGGAGGAAUGCCAAUGUCUGAUCCGCGAAUGAAACCGGCCCAAAGUCCCAGGAAUCAUGCAGAUUCUGCAUGCAUUGAUCCAAGAGUUUCACGUGACCCAAGAAAAACCAAACCUGAUGAGAUUUCACCUAGUUGUAAUGCAAGAUCUGAUAAUCUUCAACCACAGUCAGGAAGCAAGGUAAAGAACAAAGCAUUACAAGAAGAUGAGGAGGAUGGUGAGAGAGAACUGAGAGAUAAAGCCGUUAUCAUACCUUUGGAAAUGCUACCAGGUGUAAGUUUAAGGGAUCCACGAUGUAAACUAAGACAGUUCAGUCAUAUUAAAAUGGAUAUCAUAUUGACCAAACCAAACUUUGCUAAAUUAAUUGUGUGGGCACCUGAAGAUUUACUUCCAGUUCCCCCACCUAAACCUGAUCCCGUUUCAUCAAUUAAUUUACCAUUGCCUCCACUUAUAGCUGACCAAAGGCUUAAUAAAACAGGUAAUAUGAUAAUGGAGGUGCACCACUCUGUUUCUGACCCACGCUUAGAAAGGCUGGAUCCAAGGCUAGAGACAAAAGCUAAACAUACAAAUAUAGCAGUGAGAUGUAGCUUUGUGGACCAUACAGAAUCUCAUAAAAUCAGUAACAAAUUGGGAGAUCCGCGACUACAAAAAAAUCUUCAGUCGAGGUUAUGCAGAGUGUUGAGCACUGAGAACCAAAAAGAUUCAAACCCUCUCAAAAUAGACCCUCGCGUGGCAGCAAAAUCAGGAUUUGGCUCAUUACAGUCAACUGUUGUAAGUAAACCUGAUCAAGAUGUCCUUCCACCAUAUGCUCCCAAGCUGUCUUCAUCAAACAUUCACUUGAGAACUCCAAGUUCCAUAUUGAAGAAUAUUUCAUUAUAUGAUCCUAAAGACAAUACAAUAUCAAAUUCAGACACUAUCCCACACAAAAAAGAAGAAAAUGAGGAGGAACUGAAAAAGACAGAAACUGUAAAUAAACCUUGUAAAAAUGAAGGUGAGGAAAUGGAUAGUUUUCAGCAGCCUAAAUGUUCCACUGAGAUACCACAAACAAAAAGCAUACCGGUUUUAGAGCAAAGCGAGGAAUGUUCCACCAAUGGUCCAGCUGAAGAAACAGUUAACUCAAAUAAAAGCCCUUCUUUAACUAGCAUACCACAGCCACCCACUGCACCAGCAGUUCACAACCUUCCAAUUCAGGCUUUAACAGGGCUCAUUCGCCCACAGUACAAUGAGCCAAGGCAAAUAAAGUCAUUGGGGCAAGUGAACCAAACACAAGAUGUGGACAUUGAUGAUAAAACAUUGAAAGAUGUUUUUAAAACAUUUGAUCCCACAGCAUCACCAUUUUGUUAGCAACUUCUCCAUUAAAGAGAGAUUUGUUUUUGCUUG
Messenger RNA from Bombina bombina (fire-bellied toad), 2337 nucleotides. It is a transcript of the gene ZC3H6, whose product is annotated as zinc finger CCCH-type containing 6. Gene Ontology annotation, molecular function: RNA binding. The transcript has 5 exons. The record is from RefSeq and is a predicted model, not a curated record. Gene Ontology annotation, cellular component: nucleus. Gene Ontology annotation, biological process: negative regulation of DNA-templated transcription. NCBI's taxonomy places the organism in Eukaryota, Metazoa, Chordata, Amphibia, Anura, Bombinatoridae. Bases 205 to 2301 code for a protein of 698 amino acids.